Molecule: messenger RNA, 1339 nt
Organism: Eucalyptus grandis
Lineage: Eukaryota; Viridiplantae; Streptophyta; Magnoliopsida; Myrtales; Myrtaceae
Product: protein PYRICULARIA ORYZAE RESISTANCE 21-like
Exons: 3
Coding region: 133-1116 (327 amino acids)
Biological process (GO): regulation of defense response to fungus
Molecular function (GO): metal ion binding
Source: RefSeq, a predicted model, not a curated record
ACCAACCGUUCUCAUUCCGUCUCAUUUAUAUUCAUCCAUCACUGACACCCCAUCACCAUCACUCACUCCUUCCUUCACCACUUCGCACUCCCUCGUUUUUGUAGCUCUCCAGAUCUUGUCUCUCCCGUAGCUAUGGCAGAGAAGGUGACCAGAAUGUUGAUAAAGGUGGAUAUGCAGUGCCCGCGCUGCUACAGGAAGAUCAAGAAAGUUCUAUGUAAAUUUCCCCAAGUCAAAGACCAGAUAUACGAUGAAAAGCAGAACACGGUGUUGAUCACCGUCGUGUGCUGUAGCCCGGAGAAGGUCCGACAGAUGAUCAUCUGCGAGGGUGGCGAGACGGUGCACAGCAUCGAGAUCCUGCUUGACAAGCCCAAUGAGACCGAGAAGAAGCGCAAGGAGUCUGAUACACCAAAGGAUACCGACAAAACCACGGUCGUGAGCGUUGUGCCGCUGCAAGAAGACGCCAAGAAGCCUGCUCCUACGACGCCUCCACCGACGCCUUUUCGCCAGGCGUGUGUGCCGCCACCCCGAAAGGCGCCAAAUCCAAAGGUGUGCUACCCACUGGUGUCAGUGUAUCCGAUGGUGGGGGUGUGCUGUUGUCCACCAGGUUAUAGAGGGUACGGUGGGGGCCCAUGUUAUUGUGGGCAGAGAAGGCCGGUGAUGUGCUAUGAUGGAUGUGGGAGACCGGUUGGUGAGUGUCAAGGCGAGAACAAAGGCCCCUUUCCUGUGCAGGGGAGGCCAGUGACGUGCGAUGAUGGAUGUGGGAGACGGGUCGGUGAGUGUCAAGGUGGGAACGGAGGAGGCUCCUUUCCUAGGCAGGGGAGGUCAGUGACGUGUGAUGAUGGAUGUGGGAGACUGGCUGAUGAGUGUCAAUGCGGGAAUAGAGGCUCUUUUCUUGGGCAGAGGAGGCUAGUGACGUGCGAUGAUGGUUGUGGGAGACCGGUUGGCGAGUGUCAAGGCGGGAGCAGAGGCUCCUUUACUAGUCAGGGGAGGCUAGUGACAUGCGAUGAUGGAUGUGGAAGACCGGCUUGUGAGUGUCAAGGUGGGAAUAGAGGUUAUUGCGUGAGCCGAUGCGAUUAUUUUAGUGAAGAAAAUGCCACUGUAUGCACUGUCAUGUGAUCGAGUUCAAAAACUCUCACGUCAAUCACUAAUGUAGUGACUUUGUGAAAGAUAAAUAAGUCGAAUUUUCAGGGCUAUCUUGGGGUCUUUAUCUUUGUGGGUAUAGAUAAAUCGAUGAGGUUGGUGGUCUAGUAUGGUGGUAUUUGUGGUCAAAUAUGUUCAACACAUGACUUGUUGCUUGUUCAUUUCUUCAAUUCAAUAAAAUUGAGCCCUUUUCAUAUCU